Messenger RNA from Aphanomyces invadans, 1825 nucleotides. RefSeq lists its product as hypothetical. The transcript has a single exon. The record is from RefSeq and is a predicted model, not a curated record. Gene Ontology annotation, molecular function: oxidoreductase activity, acting on paired donors, with oxidation of a pair of donors resulting in the reduction of molecular oxygen to two molecules of water. The coding region runs from base 639 to 1718 and encodes 359 amino acids. Lineage: Eukaryota; Oomycota; Saprolegniomycetes; Saprolegniales; Verrucalvaceae.
GCGUGUCAGCGCGACGUCACCGGUGCCGCGGCGUGAUGCCGGCGAUGCGCCGGGGCCGCGCGCGCACCACGAGGCUGCUGGCACCCAGGCAUUUCUACGCCCAUUCUCAUCUGAUCGCUCCACUCCUCUGUCCCCGCCAGCGCAUCUCGAGUGAACGUCAUCGUCGCUUCUUGCGCCGGUCGUGCGACGGCACCCUGUUCGUCCUCACCCGAUGCACAACACCUUCUGCUCUCAUCCACAUCCCAGAUGCUCAUGCGGUGACCGCCGCGCCAAGCAAGAUCAUCCCUCCAUAUGGUCCUCCUCCUUUGGUCGUGUGGCACACUCUCUCUACCCAUACGUUCUCUGGGUGUCUCCGCCAUCAGCAUCUCGCUGGUUCGAAUCGCUCAAUACACAGAUGCGUUUUGGAAAUCUCGUUGGUCGUCGGAGCAUAGUCGUGGCGCGUGAGCCGCCCCCUCUGGGAUUUGCCAGCCGUUGGAUUGCAACUUCAACUGGCUACAACUUCCACCAGCCAAGCAUUGGGUUCAUCAUCGUGGUCGCUGCCAUGACGCCGCGUUUGUUUCACUCGACACUGUGCCACCAUCACGACCGACCGGACGUGCUCGUUGUGCGACACCACUGGCAUCACUGCCUCCACUUGGAUGAUUCAAACUUUCCUAGCGACUGCUGCGCGUGGUGUUUCGAAGUUUGUGGUGGUCGCGUCCCAUUUCUCAUCCGUCUCCAUGACGAUGUCUUCGAUGUCGAAAUCGCGCUCCAUGUCGACCGCAGACUACGAGACCAUCGUGUCGUGCCUAGCCCACGUGAACGGGUUCAACACGCUCUUCCUCUUCGCUUCCCACGUUCUCGCGAUCGCGGCACUCCAGUACAUUCCAGUCUGCCGGUGGCAGACUCUCGUCUUCUCGGGACUUCUCUACUACACGAGCAUCCUUGGCGUCACCGCCGGCGCCCACCGGUUGUGGGCCCACAAAAGCUACAAAGCCCACGGCAUGGUCCGUUUUGUCCUCAUGUUGUGGCACUCGACGGCCAACCAAGGCUCGGUCUUCGACUGGAGUCGGUGGCACAGGCUGCACCACACGUUCGCCGACACCGACAUUGACCCCCACUCGAUUCGCCGCGGGUUCUUUUACGCGCACAUGGGAUGGCAACUCGUCCACCCGACGGCCCAAAUGCACACGGCGCUCGCCAACCUGUCCUGCCACGACCUCUGUCAAGAUUGGGUCGUCGCUUUCCAGCACCGCUUCCACGUCGUGUUGAAUCCAGUCUUGUGCUACGUCGUUCCCGUCGCGAUCGCGUCCGUGCUAUGGCAAGAGGAGUGGCGCACGGCGCUCUUGGUCGCGGGUGUCCUGCGCCAUGUCGCUGCCCUCCACGCGACGUGGCUUCCCAACAGCGCGGGCCACGUCAUCGGCAACAAGCCGUACAAUGUCGCCAUGUCUGCCCGCGACAGUGUCUGGAUAGCUCUCGUCACGUUGGGCGAAGGGUACCAGAACUGGCACCACCAAUACCCCCAAGACUACGCUGCCGGCGAACACGAUGACCAGCCGACGUGGCAGCUCAACACGACCAAGGCGUUCAUCGACGUGUGUGCGAUGGCGGGUGUUGCCGGCCACCGACAACGGGCGCUGCAUCUCUGGGGUCAAAAGAAAUGGGUCCUGCGCUCGCGCCUCCAGGACGACGUCGGCCUCUACCGACGACAAAGCCCCUCUACCUCGCCCAACACGUAACUCAACCACCAUAUUUAUCAAUUCGCAUGCUGAGCCGACUUGCCAAACAAAAACUCGGGUAUUAUUAAUAAUUUCGCGCGAUUUUUUACAACCACAAGAAAUGACGU